CUAAUAUAAUAAAUGCAAAUGUUUGAAACUUUCUUUCUGUUCAGCAAGGUUUAUCAAUUGUUGUAGUGUGCAGACCUGAAAGGAUCACUUAUUUUUCUGGAGGUUUGCUACUCUCUGAUAGUAAUUUUCUGUUUUCUCUCUCUCUGUUUGUUUACAGAUAUCAGUAAUGCUCUAGUAAGAGCAUGGCAGUUUUUCAUGUGUUGACAUUAUGUGCUUAAUCCAUUAAUGUCUUCUUGAACCAAAACAUCAAACUUUUAGUUCUGUGUUUUUGGCUUGAAUGGCAUUCUGAGUUGCAUGAAUUCAUUAAGAAAGCAGACUUGUGUUUUCAUCUGCCAGAGUAUACCUGACAAUAAAUAGAUUGCUUAAUUUGUGUUUCUAAUACUUAUAUUUUUCUGAGAGCAUAAGCAUCCUAUUGGCUAUUUAUGAGAUACUUGCUAAUAUGAUAAAUGAUAAAUAUGUCCAUCAAAUGUUGUGUCAGUCAUUUCAGUAUUUUGAUUUUUCUUCACUUGGGUACCCAGUGAAUGUUUAGAAUUGUUGCAUUUUUUUAAUUGACAAAUUUCUCAGUGCAUUUAAAAAUACAGGAUUCAUGCCUCAUUGCCAACUUCUUGAACUUGCUUUUGUCGGCAUGUUUUUUUAAUAUUCAAAAAUAUUGGUCUUUAAGAUAGGUUCAGUAUUUUGCAGUGUUUAGCUUGUUUGAUGAUCCAAGCUGAUGCACCAAAAGCAUUUUUUCCUCUGAUAAGGGGAAAGAUUAUUUUAUUGCUGAUUUAUCUGAACUAUAGUAGUGUAGGUUAUUACUUUGACUAGUUAUGAAAGAGGUAUCAGCGUAAAUAAAGUCUUCAUUGGGAUACUGAUUUCUUCUAACAAACAAAUUGUGUCAAACAGCUAUUUCAUUUUUGCAACUUUUUUUUAUAACAUUGAAAUGGAAACAGACUGGGUCAUAUUUCAUGAGGCUGUGACACCUGCCUGAAAAGUCAAAAUAUAGCCCACUUGCUUGUUACUUCUUUAAUUCACAGUGUCUUUCCUGUUUUUAUUGUCCUCCUAAUUCUAAAUACAGUGUAUUAGUUUAGGCUUUGCUGUUACUCAGUUGUUUGAUUUCAGGAGAGAUAUUUUUCUGAAUGCUCUCCUUGGUAGUAGAAGAGUAAGCUAUAAAGUCACUUCCUACAUCUUGAAUAAAAAGGAGUUGUGCAACUCUCUUAAAUUUGCAGUAUUUGGUAGGUGAUAGAGGACCAGACUGUUCUAGUGACAAUACAAAGGAAAAAAACCAAUAUAGUCUCAUCGUUCCCGUAGGCUACUUCAGACAUAGUGUUAAUGAAUAAAUGAGUUUGUGUUUCAAUUUAAACCUAUAUUAGAUAGCAAUCCUGCCCUUUGAGUGAAUGUGAAGCAAUUGAACUUUCAGAAUUCUUUAGUGUCCAAACUGGACUGUUUUUAUGGACAUACUGGCCGUAACUACCUAGAACACGCUUCAGCCUGAUCUCCAAAUACCUGAGUCUUUGAAGACUUCUAGAGUCUAACCUAAGUUGAUCUGCUGUGCCUUGUCCUUGUCCUUAAGGAUUUCUGCACUGAGAGCUAUCUGCUAAGGGAAGUUGGACUUUACAGUCCAGUUGGUGAUUCUAGAGUCCAGUCCUAAUUCCCCAGUGUCUUUCUUUUGCUUUUUAGCAGUAUGAAAGACAGGAACUAAGCCCAAAGGAUUUGGCUUUGGAAAGAGCUACAGGAAUACUCUUUGCAAGAGUAAUGGUUAAAAUGUUACGGGUGUAAGCAGUCCACUUUCUGUGUGGGUGCCUUCUGUUUAUUCUUCCAAUGGGAUCUGAGUGCCUUUGGAAAGGUAGAACAGCUUGGAGGCAGCUCAGGGUUUAUGAUCAUCCAUGAACUAGUCUUGAGAACUUCCUGAUGAUUUCGCAUGGGAUGUGAUAUGUUCAGCUCCUCAUUUUUCGAAGUUCAGGCUGUUUUUCUGUUCUUUUCUAUGAAAUAUUUCAAGAUUAUGCAGUUGUUGUCUCUUUCUGUUUAUUUUAGUGGUGAUCACUUCUGUCUUUUUACAGAACAGCUGAAGUACUUUCAGGUACCACAUCAGGUGGUCUGAUUUAAUAGAAUUAUAGUAAUCAAGUUUUGUUGAAAUAUUACAAGAUACUUGAUUUUUCGUUCUAUAGUUAAACUUCUUUUUAAAUUGCAGAAGAAAAUUCCCAGCCUGUAGAUUAAUCAGUAUUGUGGUCAAUACAGAUAUGAUACACAUUUUAAUGGAAAUGAUUUCUAGAUAUAUUUGACCCAAGACCAAUGCCACUUGGCAGUAUUAUUCAGAAACUAGCGAGCAUGUUGGAUUUUGCUUUCAAGUAUAGAGAAGUUAACACCUUUGAUGAUGUCACUGCUACAUUUUUGCUACUUCACUUGCUUCCACAUUGUUUUUACAUAUUGCCCAGUGCCUUUGAUCUCAAGAGUGAAUGUUUAAAGAUAAUAAUCUCUUUUGCACAAGAAGAAGGUUUUAAGGCCUUUGUAAAGUCAUGGAUUGGAUCAUUUUUCAGUUGACAAUUUAAAGUGAGAGGUCAGAACUGCAUGGAGUUGAACAAUUACUCCUUUUUCCAGGGGAAAGGAAAGCCUUGUACAUUAUGUUUUCAUGUAGUCCAAGUAUAGGAGUAGAUUUUUCUUUCACUUCUCUUGUGGUGUCAUUAUUUACAGAAACUGAUUUUGUGUCCUUUUUUCUACUCGGGCAUAUUUAUCACAAGAUUGCUUAAAGGAUUGUGGCUUGUAAUUAAAGCUGUGGUUUUCAGCUUUUGAAGAAAUAUGAUCGUUUCAGGGUUGUUAUUGAUAGGGUCUGUGUGCUAUAAAUUUAUAGUCUAUUAAAGGGUGCAGUAAGUGUAAGUUUACACAUGAUAAAGAUUAGUGAUAUUUGCAUCAUUCUGUUACAGAGAAGUACUUGAUAACUAAAUUUUGCAAAGCAAAAUUUAAUUGGAUUACUUAGCCCAGAAAUGGAAAGUGUAAGUCCUUAGGGCAUUGUUUUUUGUUGUGAUUUCUUGCCCAGAAUAUAUUGUGCUGAAAUGUUUCCUACAGCUUCCUCAGCUACAAGCUUUUAAAGUUUGUGUAUGAGAAUUUUAGCGGGAAAAAAAAAGAUCAGGGCAUAAGGUACUGAUUCUUUUUUCCCCCUUGUAAAUGGUGUGGUGAAUGAGAGAUGACUUUGAAGUGGGUGCAGUAGAGUGGAAAUACUAUAUGAAUUGUAAUCUUCAAUUUCCUCUGAAGAAAUGUAAACAGGAUCCUCUAAACUUCUACUUGUGUUACUUCCUAUGCCUAGUUCUUACAUACAUGGAGAAAAGUACUGACUUAAAGAGAAACAUCAGAAGCCUUGCAUGUCUAGAUAAUAAAAUCAAUGUUCUCCUCUUUUUGUGUUCUGUGUUGAUGCAGUUUUAGUUGUGGCAGUGUUUCAAACGGAAUUCUAUAGAUUUUUUUUCUCUUUCAUGACGCUAACCUGCAGCACAAGCCAAACCCUCCUGCCAGUUGCUUUUCUUAAAGUUUUUCUUAAAUAAAGAGAAAUUCCUCAGUAAUACAGUAUCUUCUCAAAGGUAGCAUGUGUUUAACUUCCUCAGAUUAAUAUUUUCCUUAUAUCAUAUAGUAUUUAUAGGAUUGACUUCACUCAUUGAAGCAGGAGGAUGUAGAAGUUGCAACUUGUGUAUCAAAAGUUGCAUGACUAUAGGAGUUCAAAAGAAAGCUGUAUGAGUUUAGGCUGGAACUCUUUAAAGAAAAAUAUGUCUUUCCAUUGAAUUAAUAUGUGUGCACAUAGGUUUGCAGUUUAUUUCGUCUCUCUCAACUGUUUGAAACACUGGUGUUGGUUUUAAAGUAGGUUUUAAUAAAGGUUUUAUAAUGCCAGGAGUAGAAGAAAGAAAAUAUGUCUAAAUUUUCCAUAAGAAAAGAGAGAGAAAGAGAAGGGAGGGCAGAACAUCUGUGUAGUAAGAACUACUGACUAUGUAAUUUUAAAAAACUUUUUUAGAAACAUGUGAUAUGUUAUUAAAAGUAACCCCUUGCAGUAACUUACCCAUACCUAGUGUUUUUUGCAACGUUUCAUUUUGUUUCAAAUUUGAUGGGUGUUUAUGAAGCACAGAAAGAAUUUAUUUCAAAUUACUGGGAAAAGGUGAUUAUUUGUCUGUAGUGACUGGCAGUUUGAGGUGUGGAUAUAUUUGGUUGAUCCUGAGUCGGUGGAAGCAGUCAUAUGUUAUUGCUGAGGUCAUCAAGAUCCCUUGAAGUUACAGUGUUGGAUAAGUCAAAAUUCUUAGAGGAAUUGGAAUAGUUUCUGCUUCAAAUGACUCUGUUUUUACAAUAAAUUAUAAAUAGAUAAAAUGUGACUUCAUACAAAUGUUUUGUUCAUUGUUUUGUAGAUGAUGUUCUAACACCGAAUACAGAGAACGGUAAUUUUCCCUACCAAGUACCCAACUUCCAUAAGUGUGAGAUUUGUUUGCUGUCUUUUCCAAGAGAGACCCAGUUCCAGCGCCAUAUGAGGGAUCAUGAGCAAAAUGACAAGCCUCACCGGUGUGACCAGUGUCCGAUGUCAUUUAAUGUUGAAUUCAACCUGACACUUCACAAAUGUACUCACAAUGGCGAGGAUCCUACAUGUCCUGUGUGCAACAAGAAAUUCUCCAGAGUAGCCAGUCUGAAAGCACAUAUAAUGCUACAUGAGAAAGAGGAGAAUCUUAUCUGUUCAGAGUGUGGAGAUGAAUUCACUUUACAGAGUCAGCUGUCCAUGCACAUGGAAGAACAUCGUCAAGAAUUGGCAGGCAGUAGGAUUCACAGCUGCAAGUCUUGCAAAAAAGAAUUUGAAACUUCUUCACAGCUAAAGGAGCAUAUGAAAACUCACUAUAAAAUAAGGGUAUCAAAUACCAGAUCUUACAACAGAAACAUUGAUAGAAGUGGGUUUACCUAUUCCUGUCCUCACUGUGGAAAGACGUUCCAAAAACCAAGUCAGUUAACACGACAUGUUAGAAUACACACAGGUGAAAGGCCUUUCAAGUGCAGCGAGUGUGGGAAGGCCUUUAACCAGAAGGGGGCUCUGCAGACUCACAUGAUCAAGCACACGGGGGAGAAGCCCCACGCCUGUGCCUUUUGUCCCGCCGCCUUCUCCCAGAAAGGCAACCUGCAGUCACACAUACAGCGAGUUCACUCUGAGGUGAAGAAUGGCCCUACAUACAACUGUACAGAAUGUAGCUGUGUCUUCAAAAGCUUGGGUAGUUUAAAUACACAUAUCAGCAAGAUGCACAUGGGUGGUCCACAGAAUUCUGCAAGUGCUUCAACAGAUGUAUCUCAUGUUACAGCGGACUCUGUCACCCAGCCUUUAGCAACAUCCCCAUCUAAUCUUCUGCAACCUGUUGAUAACAAAUGGAAGAAUGCCACACAUUUUCGGUCUCCACUUCUUCAACAGACAGAAAACCAGGUGUCUCCAGCUGCUGCUCAUCAGGGUCAGCAGACUGUCACUGAUGUCAUCCAGCAGCUCCUUGAGUUAUCAGAACCAGGUCCAGUAGAAAAUAACCAGCCUCAACAACCUGGUCAACAGCUCAACAUUGCAGUGGGGAUCAGUAGAGAUAUUUUGCAGCAAGCAUUAGAGAACAGCGGGUUGUCAUCAAUUCCUGUCUCUGCACAUUCUACUGACUGCAGCCAGGCUAAGGCUGCUGGGGCCCAGGAUCAGAACCCAGAUGUCCCGAGUCUCUCAAAUCACCAGGGUGAUUCUAAUAGUGCCGAACAAGAUAAGGAGCAAGAGAGUACAGAUAAACUAGAUAAAAAAGAAAAAAAGUUCAUUAAGAAAAAAUCACCAUUUUUGCCUGGUUCUAUACGUGAAGAAAAUGGAAUCAGGUGGCAUGUUUGUCCAUAUUGCUCUAAAGAAUUUAAAAAACCAAGUGAUUUAGUGCGCCACAUUCGCAUUCACACCCAUGAGAAGCCAUUCAAGUGUCCCCAGUGUUUCCGCGCCUUUGCUGUGAAGAGCACUCUAACAGCACACAUAAAAACACACACUGGCAUUAAAGCUUUCAAGUGCCAAUUUUGUAUGAAAAGCUUUUCCACCUCAGGGAGUUUAAAAGUUCACAUUCGCCUGCAUACAGGUGUUAGGCCUUUUGCUUGUCCUCACUGUGACAAGAAGUUUAGAACAUCAGGCCAUCGGAAAACUCAUGUCACUUCACAUUUUAAACAUACAGAACUAAGAAAGCUACGACACCAACGUAAACCUGCAAAAGUUCGAGUAGGAAAGUCAAGUGGUCCAGUACCAGACAUUCCUUUGCAAGAGCCCAUACUCAUAACUGAUUUAGGUCUUAUCCAGCCAAUCCCGAGGAAUAGCCAGGUCUUCCAAAACUAUUUUAACAAUAAUUUUGUGAAUAAUGCAGAGAGACCAUACAAAUGCUAUUAUUGCCAUCGAGCCUAUAAAAAAUCUUGUCAUCUUAAACAACACAUCAGGUCUCACACAGGUGAAAAGCCAUUUAAGUGCUCUCAGUGUGGAAGAGGUUUUGUGUCAGCUGGAGUUCUGAAAGCACAUAUUAGAACACACACUGGACUGAAAGCUUUCAAGUGUGUUGUGUGCAAUGGGGCCUUCACUACUGGCGGUAGCCUCAGGCGACACAUGGGAAUCCAUAAUGACCUUCGACCAUAUAUGUGUCCCUACUGUCAAAAAACAUUCAAAACAUCACUCAACUGUAAAAAGCACAUGAAGACUCACAGAUAUGAACUUGCACAGCAACUUCAGCAGAAUCAGCAGUCUUCUUCAAUAGAUGAUUCUACAGUACAUCAACAGAGCAUUCAUGUUUCUACACAAAUGCAGGUGGAGAUACAAAGUGAUGAGCUACAGCAGUCAGAAACUGUUGCAACAGAUCAGCAGGCUAUUUUAGAGUUAGACCAGCAGCCAGUAGUAGGCACAGAAGAAACAGCACUAGAACAAGAAUUGACUGAUCAGCCUUUAGAGCAAGAUGAAGAUAGAUUUGUGACAUCCCAGCAUGCUUUACAGGAAAACAUCACUCAGUUUGAACAACAGACUAUAACACAGCAGCCAUUUGAUCAACAGACCUUAUCACAAGGUUUUACUGUGAAUGACAGCUACAAUCAACAGACUCAAUUUCCAGCUGUACAACAGCUGCAGGAUUCAAGCACACUUGAAUCUCAGGCUCUUUCUACGAGUUAUCAUCCACCUGCCCUUCUUCAGGUUCCAAAUACAGACACUAUAAACACCACUCGCUUGAUACAAGAUCAGUCACCACAGGAAGAGCUUGAAUUGCACACACAACGGCCUCAUUUUCUUGAGGAUAAUGAAGAUCAAAGUAGGCGUUCAUAUAGAUGUGAGUAUUGCAACAAGGGUUUUAAGAAAUCCAGCCAUUUGAAACAACAUGUACGAUCACAUACUGGUGAGAAACCUUACAAAUGCCAACUCUGUGGCCGUGGUUUUGUUUCCUCGGGAGUUCUUAAGUCACAUGAGAAGACUCAUACAGGAGUUAAAGCAUUCAGCUGUAGCAUUUGCAAUACCUCCUUCACAACUAAUGGCAGCCUUACCAGGCACAUGGCAACUCACAUGAGCAUGAAGCCUUACAAGUGCCCAUUCUGUGAUGAAAGCUUUCGAACAACUGUUCACUGCAAAAAACAUAUGAAAAAACAUCAGGCAGUUUCCUCAGCUGUAGCAGCAGCUACAGAUACAGGAGGGGGAGUUGCAUGUGUUGAAGAUGAUGAUGAAAGCUCUGAAAGAACUUCCAGAAAAUCUCGUCCUGGUGUCAUAACUUUUACAGAAGAAGAGACAGCAGAACUGGCAAAGAUUAGGCCUCAAGAAAGUGCCACUGUUUCAGAAAAAGUUCUUGUCCAGUCAGCUGCAGAGAAAGACAGAAUUAGUGAGAUCAAAGAUAAGCAAGCAGAACUGGAAGCAGAGCCCAAAUAUGCCAACUGUUGCAGUUAUUGUCCCAAAAGCUUUAAAAAACCUAGUGAUUUAGUCAGGCAUGUUCGUAUCCAUACUGGAGAGAAGCCGUAUAAGUGCGAUGAAUGUGGAAAGAGUUUCACUGUAAAAUCCACUCUGGAUUGUCAUGUUAAAACACACACAGGUCAGAAGCUCUUCUGUUGUCACGUGUGCAGCAAUUCUUUUUCUACAAAGGGCAGUCUAAAAGUCCACAUGCGCCUGCAUACGGGAGCAAAGCCCUUCAAAUGCCCACACUGUGAUUUGCGGUUUCGUACUUCAGGGCGCAGAAAAACCCACAUACAGUGUCAUUAUAAACCGGAUACAAAGAAAGUUAGGAAGCCUGUUGCACGGACUUCAACUGAGGGACUACAACCAGUCAGUCUUCUCAAUUCAUCCUCAACAGACCCUAAUGUUUUCAUCAUGAAUAACUCUGUUUUGACAAGUCAGUUUGAUCAAAAUUUACUUCAACAAGGACUUGUGGGCCAGGCUAUCCUGCCUGCUUCAGUAUCAGCUGGAGGUGACUUAACUGUGUCCUUGACAGAUGGUAGCUUGGCCACUCUUGAAGGAAUACAGUUACAACUUGCUGCUAAUCUGGUUGGACAAAAUGUUCAGAUAUCUGGAAUAGAUGCCACUGGUAUUAACAACAUAACAUUACAGAUUGAUCCAAGUAUCCUACAGCAGACAUUACAACAGAGUAAUUUACUUACUCAACAGCUGACUGGAGAUCCCACCAUGACUCCACAGAAUCCCUCCCUCCAGGCAACAGAAAAUGCAGUGCCAGCUAAUGUGGUUAUUCAGCCCAUAUCAGGCUUGUCUUUGCAGCCCACAGUAACAUCAUCUGCUAACAUGACAAUAGGGUCCCUGUCUGAGCAGGAGUCUGUGCUGACAACCAGCGCUAAUGGUGCACAAGACAUUACUCAAGUCAUGACUUCACAGGGUAUGGUGUCAUCUACAAAUGGACAGCAUGAGAUAAUGUUGACCAUAAAUAAUUCCAGUUUGAGUCAAGUUCUAGCUCAUGCUUCGGCUUCUACUACUGCGACCUCAUCAGGAAGUCCUCAAGAAAUCACUCUUACAAUAUCUGGCCAAGAUCUUAUUCAGCAUAAUUCUGGAAGCACUGAUCUGAACACUGGCUUAAGGCUGACAGCACCAACCAUCAGCAGUCAGACUACAGGUGCUACAUUAACUAUAAGCAAUGACCAGCUUCUUUCUCAGGGCCCUUCACUAAAUGCUCCAGAACUUAAUACAACAGGGGGAACAAACCUUCCUCCAGCAGCACCCAUAUCUCAGUCUGCAGUUUCUGCACAGAAUUUGGUAAUGUCUUCAUCAGGAGUUGGAGGAGAUGGUAGUGUCACUUUGACUCUUGCUGACACUCAGGGAAUGUUGUCAGGUGGUCUUGAUGCAGUUACACUUAAUAUCACUUCACAGGGUCAGCAGUUCCCUGCUAUACUCACAGAUUCCAGUCUUGCUAGCCAAAGUGGAUCAGGAUCACAGCAAGUCAUACUGGUGAGCCAUACACCCCAUUCAGCACCUGCAAACUCUGAUGAAAUAACAUAUCAGGUGACAGAAGUCUCCCCUAAUGUGGCUAAAAGCAAUCAAGCAGAAAAAGAAACUCGUGGGCACCAGUGUUUUGAGUGUAGCCAAACCUUUUAUUCUGUCACCAUGCUGACGCACCACUGCAAAGAGGUUCAUGGCAAGGAGCGAAUACACGUUUGCCAGAUCUGCAAUAAGGCCUUUAAGCGGGCAACACAUCUCAAGGAACACAUGCAAACUCAUCAGGGUGGACCUUCACUAAGUUCACAGAAGCCUAGAGUGUUUAAGUGUGAUACUUGUGAAAAAGCUUUCGCUAAGCCAAGUCAGCUGGAGAGACACAGUCGCAUCCACACAGGGGAACGGCCAUUUCAGUGUACACUGUGUGAAAAGGCAUUUAACCAGAAGAGUGCUCUUAAAGUCCACAUGAAAAGGCACACAGGAGAGAGACCUUAUAAAUGUGAUUACUGUGCCAUGGGAUUUACACAGAAAAGCAAUAUGAAACUGCAUAUGAAACGGACUCAUGGUUACACUGGUCCUGUACAAGAGCCUGCAAGUCACCAAGAGCAAGAAGGGGAAGACAUCAGUCGUGCUCUGAAUUUAGAAGAAGUGGUACAAGAAUCUUCAAAUGAAUGGCAAAAUAUAGGCAAUGUUUUUCGAUAACACCUUGAAAUUUGAAAGCUAAAAAUGUUUCUGGGACUUGAACUUUACAGUUAAAGCUUCAAGCAUUGAAGAUACUAACGAUAGAAUAAUAUAUUAUAGUUUUUUUUAAUUAUUUACAGAAGUUACCUAAAAGAUGAUUUUUUUUAAGCUUAUAGAAGAAUAUUGGGAAAACUUCAUUUAAUCUGUGCUAAGUUGUCUGUGAAUCAAUGAACUCAGGUAAUAAUGUAUACAGUUUCAUCUUUGAAUUUACAGACAGUAUAUCUAUUUAAAGAUAAACUGGAACUUUAUAUCAGAAUAGAAUGAUUCCCGUUUUUAAUGGGGAUGAAGAAUAACGUCACAGGAAAAUCAUGGAACUGUCAGUCAACUAUUUUUUUUAUGUUUAAAGAAAUAAUUGGAAACAAAGUGUUGCAGUUGAUAAUGCAUGCAGUAUAAAAUAGUGGAGUUUUGCCGUUUUUUUCCUUACAAGGCACAGGAAAAGGCUGUAUUUUUUUUUUAA
Molecule: messenger RNA, 10574 nt
Organism: Sturnus vulgaris (Common starling)
Lineage: Eukaryota; Metazoa; Chordata; Aves; Passeriformes; Sturnidae
Source: RefSeq, a predicted model, not a curated record